Molecule: messenger RNA, 1293 nt
Organism: Erythranthe guttata (spotted monkey flower)
Lineage: Eukaryota; Viridiplantae; Streptophyta; Magnoliopsida; Lamiales; Phrymaceae
Product: methyltransferase
Biological process (GO): rRNA methylation
Molecular function (GO): methyltransferase activity
Source: RefSeq, a predicted model, not a curated record
UCAGUGUAGAGCAAGGCGAGAGGAGGUAGAUAAAAAUGGCGGUUCUAUCAUCUCCAUUUCACGCGACAACUGAUUUCCUUUGCCCUAAUUCUCAUUUACUCAGCUUCCGCUGUAAGCCCACCUCCAUUUCUCGCCACCGCCCUUUCAUAAUCAACUUCGCUUCAAAACCGAAGAAGGAAAUUCUUGAUUAUGACCAGAAGAGAGAGUUUCUUGAACAGUACGGUCUCAAUCCUGACGAGUUCUUAUCCAAACCCUCUCCAAAGACAAAGAGGAGAAAAGAGCAGGGUAAUACAGGAAAUGAAAACCAUACACAUCUGAAGGGGCCUAAGCCCCCUAGGGAGACUCACAAAUUGCUUCAGGUUCUUGGAGGAACAGCUCGUAGAAAGAAGUUGCUCUCACCGAAGAGUAUGGAUGUACGGCCUAUGAUGGAAGUUGUAAAGGGAGCAGCUUUUUCGAUUUUGCAGGCUGCUGGUGGUUGUACCCAAUAUUUGAGGCCCGGGCGCUGGUUAGACUUGUACAGCGGUACGGGAUCAGUAGGUAUCGAAGCUAUUAGCAGAGGAUGCUCUGAGGUGCAUUUUGUGGAGAUGGAUCCUUGGGUGGUAUCGGACGUGCUACAGCCAAAUUUGGAGUCGACUGGUUUUUUAGAUGUUUCGGUUAUACAUAGUGUUCGUGUCGAAAUCUUCUUGAAAAACGCAGAACGAUUUGUAGGAAAAGAUGGGGUGUUCGAUUAUAUAAGCGUUACGCCUCCAUAUAUGCUCGUUGAUUAUGCAGAACUGAUGGAUCAGGUUUCGAAUUCGUCGGUUGUUGGAGAGAAUACGUUUUUAGUAGUCGAGUAUCCUUUGAGAACUGACAUGUUGGAGUCGUAUGCGUGCUUAGUAAAGAUAGCUGAUCGGAGGUUUGGAAGGACGCAUCUAGCAAUAUACGGACCAAAGUGGGCACAAAAGAAGAGUAAGGUUGAGACAUGAAUAAACGUUGUUAAACAAAUGGAAAGUACUAGAAACAUUUGCAUUGUCAAAAAUUCCGAUCUUGUCUGAAGAUUAGAAUCAAAUUGCUGCUGAAGUGCUGUUCUAUCAUACAAUUAACCAUCAUCCAUUGGCUUAAAAGACACGAUCAACUUAGAAGUUGGGGAUUCAAAAAUUGAGCGGUAAUCCAGCUUAGGACAAAUGCUGUAAAGUUGAUUUAGAAAAAGACUGGAUGAAUUUUGGGUUGGUCGUGAAAAAAGACAUAAAUAUCCUCGUCUUGUUGUUUUUUCGUCUUUUAUGCGGUUUGUAACCCUAUCCGAUACUUUGAGUA